CUCUCCCCAAUCUCCUCGUUGUCUCCUGACCGACAGUCCUUCCCACUUUGUAACACUCCGAUCUCUGCAAGCAACACACGCUCCCACCCUCCCACCGCCGACUCGCACUCUCACUCCGUAUACAGUAUAUUGUCUGUGAGUCUCCUAACCAAUCUCUUUGACACACUGAAUCUCUCCCUUUUCCUGAUACUCUAGUCAUCUACUAAACUUCCGAUCCCAGGUAGUCACAUCCCUCCAAAUCUCCAUCCAUCAAUCCAUCUAUCUGGCUAGCUACCCAUCUCUCUCUUUACCUCCCCUACCUAUUUCUUUAAUGUUUUACCUGGAUUAUCACCCUUCUCCUCUUCAUCCUCCCACCACUCUCUGUCUCUCAUUUCUUCUCUCCGAUAGAAUCGAGCUCCUUCUCUCCACUCACUCUAAUUGUCCCUCCUCUCCCACGCUCCCCUUGCGUUUGAUCCCUCUAUUGAAUUAAACUUCAAUUUUAUCUCUCCCCCCCCACCGUACCCUCAGCACUCCAUCUCUCCAGCUUCCACUCUCCCCUCCUUUCCCUUUCUUCACCCGUCUCGCCCUCCUCAUCUCUCGUGUUACUUUGCCGCUCUCUACCUCCUUCUGUCUCUCCUUCUCUCACUCUUUUCUCAGAUUAUCCCCGAACCCUCCCCUUUCUCAGUCGCACAUCACCCAAACCUCUGCUCUCCCUCCCUCACACCCUCCCACUAUCUCUCCCAUCCUCCCCUCUCUCCCUGCCUCUACAUCCCCACCCCCUCCCUCCCACUCUCUACCUCAGCCCCUCGCUUCCACCUUCUUACCUUUCUCACGUUACCCCGACUCCUCGCUGUCCCUAAGUCCAUCUCUCACUCCCUCCCAUCCUCUCCGUCCCUCACAGUUUCACUCCCUCUUACUCUCAACUCCUCUCUCCCCUUUCUCUCACCACUUUCAUUAUUCUUAACUCAUUCCUUUCCCUCGUAACUCUCUCCCAUUACCCCGACCCCACGCUGUCCCUCCUUCCAUCUUUUUCUAUCCCUCUCCCUCCCACCCACUCUAUCCCCCUCCCUCUUACCUUUCUCACGUUAUCUCCGACCCUCCAUCUCUCUCCUUCCCUCACUCUCUUCGCGCCCCCUUACCUCUCACCCGACCUUUCGCUGUCGCCUACUCACUCUCCCUCUUCCUAGCUAUUCCUCGCCCUCCCAUCUUUUACGUUCCCCUUAAUAUCCUCUCACCCUUCCACCAUAUCUUUCUCCCUGCUCCUACCCACCCUCCCCUCUCUUUCUCUCGCCAAUUUUCACACACACACACACACGCGCGCGCGCACACACACACACACACACACACACACACAGACACACACACACACACACACACCACACACACACACACACACACACAUACACACACACACACACACAAAAACCCCUCACCUCUUCUGAGAGGACUCCAGCAACCUCAAACGUGCACCAAUAGAAAGCGAGCGCGCACCAAGCGCUGACUUCACUCCUCAGCGUGUCAUCCGGGCGUGACCAGGGCCGAGAGCUCAGCAAUGCUCCCCACCCUGGCCGGUGCCUAAGCGUGGGUCCCGAGCCUCUUUGACAGCCCAAAAUAAAGACAGGGGGUUGCCAACUCCGCUCCACAAUGGAUUGCACCAUUAAGGAGGCUCUGAACGCUGUGAGUGAGAACCAGGGACUUUACGAAUCUUCAUAUCCUCCAUCUCACCUGAUCAAGCCCGAGAUGACGUCCGGGGUCUACGCGCCCUCGGCCAAAAGCAGCCCAGAGGUCGGGGAAACAGACUGGGGCAGCCAGAACAGCCGGGUCACGGUGAAGCGCGAGGCAGAGCAGGUGAACGGUACCAGUGAGACGCCAGUGGACUGCAGCGUGGUGCGAAGGGGCAAGAUGCUGAGCGGGCAGGAGGGGGUCCCGGUGGUCUACAACGCCAGCUACGGGGGCGAGCAGCGCGACAGCCCCCCCUCCAGUAGCAACAACGAGAAAAGGGUCAUCGUGCCCGCAGACCCCGGGGUGUGGACCCAGGAUCACGUCCGCCAGUGGCUGGAGUGGGCGGUCAAGGAGUACGGCUUGUCGGACGUAGACAGUAGUGUCUUCCAGAACAUCGACGGCCGGGAGCUGUGCAAGAUGACCAAGGACGACCUGAUGGGUCUCACCACCGAGUACAAUGUCGACAUCCUGCUCUCUCACCUCAAUUACCUGCGAGCAAGUGAGUCUGCCCCCCCUCCCCCUCCCCCGAGGGUUUCUGAGCUCUGGACUGGGGAACCCAGUCCACAGUUUCUGCUUCAGGUAGUCCGGUCCAGGAUUUCCACUCAAGAGAGCCCAGCCUGGAGAAUCCAGCCCAGGGUUUCUGUUCCACUCAAGAGAGCCCAGCCUGGAGAAUCCGGCCAGGGGUUUCUGUUCCACUCAAGAGAGCCCAGCCUGGAGAAUCCGGCCCAGGGUUUCUGUUCCACUCAAGAGAGCCCAGCCUGGAGAAUCCGGCCCAGGGUUUCUGUUCCACUCAAGAGAGCCCAGCCUGGAGAAUCCGGCCCAGGGUUUCUGUUCCACUCAAGAGAGCCCAGCCUGGAGAUUCCGGCCCAGGGUUUCUGUUCCACUCAAGAGAGCCCAGCCUGGAGAAUCCAGCCCAGGGUUUCUGUUCCACUCAAGAGAGCCCAGCCUGGAGAAUCCGGCCCAGGGUUUCUGUUCCACUCAAGAGAGCCCAGCCUGGAGAAUCCGGCCCAGGGUUUCUGUUCCACUCAAGAGAGCCCAGCCUGGAGAAUCCAGCCCAGGGUUUCUGUUCCACUCAAGAGAGCCCAGCCUGGAGAAUCCGGCCCAGGGUUUCUGUUCCACUCAAGAGGAGCCCAGCCUGGAGAAUCCAGCCCAGGGUUUCUGUUCCACUCAAGAGAGCCCAGCCUGGAGAAUCCGGCCCAGGGUUUCUGUUCCACUCAAGAGAGCCCAGCCUGGAGAAUCCGGCCCAGAGUUUCUGUUCCACUCAAGAGAGCCCAGCCUGGAGAAUCCAGCCCAGGGUUUCUGUUCCAUAGACCAGGGAUUCCAGGUGAAGGGUCUCAGCCUAAAACAUCCCCUCCAUAUGACUGGGACCCCCCCCCCCCACGAUACCACCUCCCCUCGCGCUGGGCAUUGGAUGACAGUACUUUUGCACCCACAGGUUCCCCACCUCAGCCUUCGACUCCGGGUAGACCUUCUGAACAGCCUCGUUUACACCCAGAUUCCUACCAGAUGCUGUCCACUACAGCCUGUCGGAUGACCAACCCAGGCAGCGGACAAAUCCAACUGUGGCAGUUUCUGCUGGAGCUCCUCUCCGACGGCUCCAACGCGGCCUUCAUCACCUGGGAGGGCAACAACGGCGAGUUCAAGAUGACGGACCCGGACGAGGUGGCGCGGCGCUGGGGGGAGCGCAAGAGCAAGCCCAACAUGAACUACGACAAGCUGAGCCGCGCCCUGCGCUACUACUACGACAAGAACAUUAUGACCAAAGUCCAUGGCAAGCGCUACGCCUACAAGUUCGACUUCCAGGGCAUCGCUCAAGCCCACCAGCCCCACGCCCCCGAGUCGCCCAUCUUCAAAUACUCGGCCGAGCUGCCCUUCGCCGCCGGCUACCACCACCCGCAGAAGACCAGCUUCACCUCCGCUGCCGUGACCGGACCGCCACCGACGCACCACCCCUCCCCCGCCCCUGUCUCCAGUGCCCCGUUCUUCGGACCCAGCAGUACCUACUGGAGCUCGGCGCCAGCCACGAUCUACCCGGCGCCUGCCGUAACCCGUCACCCGGCAACCCACGUCCCUUCCCACCUAGGAGCCUUUUACUGACCAAGGGUGGGUGGAACCCUCGACGUGCGUGAACCACUCCCCCACAUCCUUGUCACCUCCUCCCGCCCCUCUCCUGGCUUCUCGGGAACCAAAGUGUUAAUGCAUUUCCUCAGUGGACCUCACUCACCUAACCCAGUUUCAGCAUCCGUCGAGGCGUCCCCGUCUUGCUCGGGGGCUCGGUCACGGAGAUCUACGCAACAGAACUGCAAGCCGGCGUAGAAUCCCGGCAUAUUUCUCUCGCUUGGGACGUUUACAUGGCGAUUUUUAUCUCACGGACAAUUGGCGACGACGUUAUCCCGAAGAACCACCCGGCCUCUCGCCAUAACUAAGAAAUGUGUGUAUAUAUAUAUAUGUUUUAUAUAAUGUAUAAUUGUAGCUGUCCGAGAGAAGUUGCUCUCGAAGAAGCUUCGUCAAUGAAGAGUAGCAGCCAUUCUCGGACCGGACGUCACGCCGCCUUGGGCGGAUACUGUCGGUUGUCUGUACCGUUUCCACAGCCCCCUCCCUCCUUCACCCCAUCCCCACCAUCACUCCGCACAGCCCACUUCCCUCCAGGAAUGAAUUUGCUUGGGGAGGCGGGUCAGAUGAUGGGACUUGAAUCCUUUCUUGGUGGGUGCGAAUGAUGUUUGGAGGAGGGAGUGUCUCUUGGUGAUAGGGUUCAGUGAGAUGCGCAUGAAAGGCGGGGAGGGUCGAGAACAAGGUCAUUGGAUUGAUGGCUGUCAGGAGAGGAGAUUAGGUUCAAGGACGUCAGGAGAAGGAACGUGCGUGUUCAUCGAUUCAGUGAAGUCAGGGUGGGAGAGAGAAGCCAUUGGCCACGGACCUAAUGAGAACGUGACAGGAAGCGUGCCCAUUGAUAAUGGACAGUGAUGUCAUUGAUCAUCCUGUUUUAUUUGAUUCGAUGAGGUCAUGAUAGGGGACAGAGUUCAUUGAUCAAUUACAGCAUGAGAGAGGAACGUGUCCGUUGGUCAAUUAAUACAAUAAGUCGUGUCUACUGGACAUGAAUCUAAUAACAUCGUGACAAGGAGUGUGUCUAUUGGUGUCUUUGAGGGCGAGAGUCCAGAUGACGCAUCAAGAAUCGGAGUGCAUCAAUUGGUCAUUGGAGAUGACAUCAUGAUAAUAAUUAUGUCUAAUGACCUUUGAUUCAGCAAGGUUAUGAUAGGAAGGGAAUGUCGAUUGGCUAUGGAUUGGAUGCCAUCAUGACGAGAGAGUGGCCAUUGGUUGUAGGUUCAAUGAGGUGGCAGUAAGGGAGAGACUCCCCUGAUCAGUUACGUUGCGACAUAGGUGUGUGUCUAUUGGUCGCGGAGUCAAUGAGGUCACCAUGGGUGGGUUGAAGGGAGAGGGUCUGGUAGAAGCACUGCGCCAUCCCGCAGUCACUGGAAAUCUUUGGUUCGAUGCCCACUUUCACUGCUAUCUCACUGUACGCGCAAAGUUUAUCCGCUCGCUCUCCCUUGCCUCCAGUCGCCUUCCACAUCCCCGUCAGAAAGACUUCGAGGUUAGUUAACCCUCGAUCUUUCAGUGAGGGGUCAAAACGCGCCGGACUCCUAGAAGUUGGGAUUAACCCUGAAUAGAUGCCUGAUGAUUGGCAGAGAUCAUUGGGUCUGUCUCCUCGAGACACCAUCCGCCCCCGCACAAAGGUGCAGCAACCGACAUCCGACACCCCCCCCCCCCCCACCAGCCAAAUCCCAAAUCCUGUACACCAUAGAAAUGUUCUUCCUCCUCAGCUAGAAAAUAGAUGGAGAAGGACCUUAGGUUGUGGGAGUUGAGGAUGAACAAACGGACGCCCCAAAUCCUCUUUUCCCAGUCGCCGGGGCCCCAUUAAGUUCACAGAAUGCACCGCCUUGGAAAAACUUGGCUGAAGGAGGGAGGGAGCUGGGAUUACCGUAGCCUCUGUGUUUUACUUUGAUGUAAUGAAAUGAAUAAAUUUAUAUUUAGAGGA
Hypanus sabinus (Atlantic stingray) is the source of this 5731-nucleotide messenger RNA. RefSeq names its product retroviral integration site protein Fli-1 homolog. Lineage: Eukaryota; Metazoa; Chordata; Chondrichthyes; Myliobatiformes; Dasyatidae. Gene Ontology annotation, cellular component: nucleus. Gene Ontology annotation, biological process: regulation of transcription by RNA polymerase II; cell differentiation. The record is from RefSeq and is a predicted model, not a curated record. Gene Ontology annotation, molecular function: sequence-specific DNA binding; DNA-binding transcription factor activity, RNA polymerase II-specific.